Babjeviella inositovora NRRL Y-12698 is the source of this 1023-nucleotide messenger RNA. RefSeq lists its product as uncharacterized. Lineage: Eukaryota; Fungi; Ascomycota; Pichiomycetes; Serinales. Gene Ontology annotation, cellular component: mitochondrial intermembrane space; mitochondrion. Gene Ontology annotation, biological process: mitochondrial respiratory chain complex II assembly; succinate metabolic process. The record is from RefSeq and is a predicted model, not a curated record. The coding region runs from base 272 to 673 and encodes 133 amino acids. The transcript has a single exon.
GCUCAUCUCGCUUCUAGACCUGAGUUAGUGCACACGACCUACCAUAGUUUCAAACAACUCAGGUAAGUUUUUCAUCGUCUCGUUUAUUUUUGAGGAGCCCAUAGCUCUCCCUGGCCGCUUAGCCUAAAGAUACUUCUCAGGCUCUUUCAGAUUAUAUUUCGGUAUAUAUCACACUUCUCCUGUACACACCUCUCUGUUCCUGCAACCAAAAACCGAUCUUGACAAAUCUGAAUCAAAUCACCAACUCAUUCUCUACGACUCUUCACACACUAUGAGACCAUCCUUUGUUACUUUUGUCAAACCCAGACGCCCAGUUCGUGCCGAUUCGCCUGCAUUAUUACCGCCACUCAAGCUCUACCGCGCAAUUCUCCGCUCGCACAGAAAGCUUCCGCAGUUGCAUAGGGACCUUGGCGACCAGUAUGUGAAGGCUGAGUUCAAGGCCCACAAGAGCAUCGACAACCCGUUACACAUUGUUGGGUUUUUAACCUCGUGGCAGGACUAUCUCACCAUGGUAGACCAGGGAAAGUGGAUGUCCGACGAAAGCAGUGGUGCCGACAAACUGGCGGUUCAGGGUCUCACCAUGGAGAUGUUGGACUCCAUGAGCGAGGACCAGAUCGUCCAGUUGUAUGAGUUGAUGAAAGAGACCAAGAAGGUGGCCGGAAUUAAAGAGUAGGUGCGUCCACUUCUGUACAUAUAAGGUUACGGGUAUAUAUCGUGCGGGUCCUCAUUUCGAGUCACCAAUAUUUGAAUCGGGAUUUAUGAAAGCCUUACAAGAGACAGUUGAAUACCGAGGAACUUGGACUAAUACAUUAAAAGCGGAAGUCGAGGACAUAGAGCAAGUACGAUUAUAUCCGAAAGACAUCUAUAGCCUAAAUAUUACCCUGUAGACAGGUUUUAGCAUUUAAAACAGAAACUGAGACUAAUUAACAUAAAGAUUUCGGGUGGAAGCUAAGAGUGGUAAUAGUAGGGAUGUUAGUGAUGCGUAUGUGUAGACCAGUGGAAGCUGAAUCAUGUCUGGGUGUA